Molecule: messenger RNA, 516 nt
Organism: Camellia sinensis
Lineage: Eukaryota; Viridiplantae; Streptophyta; Magnoliopsida; Ericales; Theaceae
Source: RefSeq, a predicted model, not a curated record
AUGGCACCCUAUGAGGCUCUAUAUGACAGACCAUGUCGCUCCCCCGUGUGUUGGGCCGAAGUCGGAGAUAGAUCAUUAUUAGGGCCUGAACUUGUACAGUUAACGACCCAAAAGAUUAAGACCAUUCAGGAACGACUAAAAACCGCCCAAAGUAGACAAAAGAGUUAUGAGGAUAAUCGACGAAGAGAUUCGGAAUUUGAGGCAGGUAAUCAUGUUUUUGUGAAAGUUACUCCGAUAAAGGGACAUCCCAGGUUCAGAAAAAAGAGUAAAUUAACACACCGAUAUGUUGGUCCAUUCCAAGUUCUGGAGAAAGUGGGUUCAGUGGGUUACCGAGUUGCUCUUCCACCAAGUCUGAGCCAAGUACAUAAUGUAUUUCACGUAUCUAUGCUUCGAAGUUACCUUCCGGAUCCGUCUCAUGUCAUAGAUUACCACCAAAUUGUAUUGGAUGAUAAGUUAACUUAUGAGGAAAAACCAAUUCGAAUUAUGGAUCAGCAAGUGAAACAACUACAGAACUGA